UCGCAUUGCCUCGACGUUGUUCUGCUCUUGUAAUCACAUCUCUAUAAUCUAGCACAGUAUAUUAUGACCCACAACUGCAUUGACUGGGACGCCGUACCACUACGUUUCCUGACGAUAUCGUAUGCUAGCAAAAAGGUGGUGACACGGAAGGGUCCGGCAUCCAAAGUUCGCGAGUUCAAAUCCCUCCAAUCUUUUGCGCACCGGAAAUUUGCUAUCCAAGGCCGCCCAGUCUCAUCCCUGUGCUUCCGAACGACCUGCAACCUUAGCUUCGUGCCUUGUAAAGAUGACGCAGCCUUUGAGGUCGAUGAAGAGGCAUGGGAAGAAGAAGGCUUGAUGGACCUUGUCUGCUGUCUGGAGGUGUACUUGGAGGAGGUUAUGCCUGGUCCAUCCGGCGAAGAGGCAUUACAACUUGUUGAAGAAGAACAUGAAGAUACUCGGGUGCACGAGCAAGCCCGAGAUUCUGACGAACUGGAAGAUACAGAGGGAGAAUGCAGUGAUAUAGCAAAGGACAAUAACAAUGUCGAGGAGGACGAUGCACAGGACGAGGACGAGGCGGAGAAAGAGCAGGAUACAGAGGAGCAGGAGGAGGAAGAGGAAGAGCAGGAGGAGAACGAACAGAUGGAGGAGAAGGAGGCAAGUACUGUGCGGACUAGGCCAUCCGGUCGCCGACGACGGGUCAUUAUGUCUGAUGACGAAGAUAGCCCAAAGGCGAUUGACCGUAACUCAAGACUGGCUGCAGAGUUGCAGCAGAUACAAAAAGCUCCUGUCGUUGGUGACCCUCAGCCCUCGGCACUCAGUGCUAAGAACCGAACGACUAUUGUUCGUGCACAAAAUAUGCCGCAUGUCCCUGAUACAGAACGACCGAUUAAGAGGGAAAAGGAAACUCCUGCGCAUCGCGUGCAAGUGUCGUCAGUUGCUGGAAGCUCGCAAGAAGGCCGAGCCCCCUUCGAAACACAUGAACCACUAGGCCAACCUAUCAAAGAAGAGCCAAAUUCAAGUUCUGCAGGGCGAACGGUGUCUCAGCCUCAAGCGACUCAGGCCACUCAAGAAUCCGAACUAGCGCCUGAGCUUGCACACACCAAAAUCGUCAUUAGCAUCCAGCACAAACCCUCCGCGCAGCACGCACAGUUCAGCACGAAGCCCCAUACACGAAUAGGCAAAGUUCUUACCGGUGCAUGCAAGAGCUUCCGCUUGGAUGUUAAUGUAGCGCAACUCUACUUAGUGGUGGUAACGCAAAAUGACCAGGGCUUGAAGGAGGAAGAUUAUUUCUUGUGCGACCGAAAUGAGACAGUGGAAGCCGCUGUUAUGGGCGUGGAAGGGAGGGCAGAUUUUAUGAUUCGCAUGCCUGAAGAUCCUACAAAGUAGGAUUGUGGAAAGCCAGUGCAGUGUGCUGUGCAAGGAGUCUGUGUUCGUCUGUCUCACCUUUGCUGAAGACAAAAUUGAAUUGGCUCCCGCAGCAAAUCAUCUUCAUACGCAUAUACUCACAGAUACAUUUUUAUCCGUCGUACCACAGGAUCAGUACUAGUACCUGGCCACCUAUGACCGUCGCAAUGUUAGUGAUGGGGUUGGCUCGUGA
Suillus subalutaceus is the source of this 1576-nucleotide messenger RNA. RefSeq lists its product as uncharacterized. The transcript has 6 exons. Bases 64 to 1365 code for a protein of 433 amino acids. The record is from RefSeq and is a predicted model, not a curated record. NCBI's taxonomy places the organism in Eukaryota, Fungi, Basidiomycota, Agaricomycetes, Boletales, Suillaceae.